UCUCUAAAAAAAACCCUCCAUUUAUUUGGCACUAAAAAACUGCGAAAUCAAAAACCAUUUUCCCUCUCUACUAUUCACAUCCUCAUCUCACUCUCAAGCCCUUCUCAAAAUCCGAGCAGAGUUGGGAGAAGAUUGGUAAGCCCUAACCCUUCUCUCUCAAGCCCUCUCUUAAAUCAGCCCUCUCUCUCUUGAGCUACUGAGGACAACCUCUUCUUGGACCCACAACAAAAACUAAAGGCUGGGAUUGAAGGAGUUAGCAGCCAGCUAGCUCAUUGGAUUGACAGAUUUUGAAAAGGGAUGGGAUGGGAUGGGGAAGGCUUUCAUCAUCUUUCAUGGAGAUCUAAUUUGAUAUGGUGCUUAUUUCCCGGGUUUUUAUUUGAACUUUGCGGAUAUGGGGCAGAAAAAGGGGGACGAUCAGCCUUCUGCAACUACUAAGGGGAGAGGCAAAGAUUCCAAAGAUCACCCAAAAAAAGAGCGGAUUUCUGUAUCUGCCAUGCUUGCUAGCAUGGACCAGAGGUCUGAAAAACCCAAAUCCUCUUCGUCUUCUCAAUCGAAGUCGAAACCAAAUCCCAAGGCUUCAAGCUCUUCUUACAUUGAUGGCCUGGACCUUCCACCUUCAGAUGACGAAGAAGACAUUGAAGAACAAGAAAACCUAGACACUGCAAGAGAGAAAAGGAAACAAGUUCAAUUGAGCCGGUCGGGCACCCAAACCCUAGAUUUGUCGAUCUCAGAUAAGGAGUUAAAGAAGAGAGAGAGGAAGGAACAGGAAUUAACUCAUAUUGCAGAGAUUGUGAAGGAGUCUCUCGCUGAUGAUUGGGAUGCGUUCUCAGUGGUGAUUGGAACUACGGUUUCUGAAUCAGAAGCAGAUGCCAAUGUUAAGGAUAUAACCGUUGAGAAUUUCUCUGUAUCAGCUAGAGGAAAGGAGCUCUUAAAGAACGCUUCUUUGAGGAUCUCUCAUGGCAAAAGAUAUGGGCUUGUUGGUCCAAAUGGUAAGGGAAAGUCCACUCUUUUGAAGUUAUUGGUAUGGAGGAAAAUCCCUGUUCCCAUGAACAUCGAUGUUCCUGUUGAGCAAGAGGUUGUGGCCGAUGAUACACCUGCUCUUGAUGCUGUGGUCUCUGCUAAGGAAGAGCUUGUUAGCCUUCGAACUGGGGCCUCAAAGCUUCAGAUGAAUUCAGAAGUAGAUGAUGUAUCAGGGGAAAAGCUCGCCGAGAUAUACGAGAAGUUACAGAUAAUGGGGAGUGACUCGGCUGAAGCCCAAGCUUCGAAAAUUCUUGCUGGUUUAGGGUUUUCAAAAGAGAUGCAAGCUCGUCCCACUAAACGGUUUAGUGGGGGUUUGAGAAUGAGGGUUUCAUUAGCUAGGGCACUUUUCUUGCAACCCACUCUCUUGCUAUUGGAUGAACCCACAAGCGAUCUCGAUCUUAGAGCUGUUUUCUGGUUAGAGGAGUACCUUUGUAGGUGGAAGAAAACACUAGUUGUGGUCUCGCAUGAUCGUGAUUUUUUGAACACAGUUUGUACUGAUAUUAUCCAUCUUCAUGAUGAGAAACUCCACUUCUAUAGAGGGAAUUUUGAUGAUUUUGAAACUGGGUAUGAGCAAAAGCGCAAAGAAAGCAACAAAAAGUAUGAGAUUUAUGAGAAGCAAGUCAAGGCGGCGAAGAGGACGGGGAGUAAAGCUCAGCAAGAUAAGGUUAAGAAUAGGGCAAAAUUUGUGGCGAGCAAGGAGGUGAUAAAGGCAAAGGGGAAGGGCAAGGCUGAUGAUGAUGAUGGGCCACUGCCUGAGGCUCCAAAGAAAUGGAGGGAUUAUAGAGUGGAGUUCCAUUUCCCUGAGCCAACUGAACUAACCCCGCCUCUAUUGCAGUUCAUUGAGAUUAGUUUUAGCUAUCCAAACAGGGAAGAUUACAGGCUUUCUAAUGUUGAUGUGGGUAUUGAUAUGGGCACAAGGGUUGCAAUUGUGAGACCAAAUGGGGCAGGGAAGUCCACUUUGCUCAAUUUAAUUGCUGGAGAUUUGCAGCCGGCUGAGGGAGAGGUUAGGAGGAGCCAAAAACUUAGAAUUGGAAGGUAUUCUCAACAUUUUGUCGAUCUACUGACCAUGGAAGAAACGCCAGUCCAAUACCUUCUCAGGCUUCACCCUGAACAGGAAGGGCUCAGCAAACAAGAGGCUAUGUGUGCAAAGCUGGGGAAAUUCGGUCUCCCAAGUCAUAACCAUCUUACCCCAAUUGCAAAACUAUCAGGUUGUCAGAAAGCAAGAGUGGUUUUCACAUCAAUAUCAAUGGCAAGGCCCCACAUUUUGUCGUUGGAUGAACCCACGAAUCAUUUAGAUAUGCAGAGCAUCGAUGCAUUAGCCGAAGCACUAGAAGAGUUUACUGGUGGGGUGGUCUUGGUUAGUCAUGAUUCGAGGCUUAUUUCUCGGGUUUGUGAGGAUGAAGAGAAAACUGAGAUAUGGGUGGUUGAGAAUGGGACUGUUAGAAAGUUCCCCCGAUCAUUUGAGGAGUACAAGGAUGAAUUGGUGAGAGAGAUCAAUGCUGAGGUUGAUGAUUAAUGCAGUUUUUGGUCAUAUUAAUAUUUGAUUUUCCAUUACACAAUAAUAGGUUAGUUACCAUUGAACUGCUUUCAUUUGAUAUGCGUGAUGUAAAGUUUAUAAGUUAAGCUUGAUUUGUACUCACAACUUUAUUAUUUACAAUUUAAGGUUUGUCAGUUUGUAAGUUAAA
Amborella trichopoda is the source of this 2705-nucleotide messenger RNA. The record is from RefSeq and is a predicted model, not a curated record. Lineage: Eukaryota; Viridiplantae; Streptophyta; Magnoliopsida; Amborellales; Amborellaceae.